Messenger RNA from Eimeria maxima, 2517 nucleotides. RefSeq lists its product as hypothetical. The coding region runs from base 1 to 2517 and encodes 838 amino acids. Gene Ontology annotation, cellular component: extracellular region. Gene Ontology annotation, molecular function: protein binding. Gene Ontology annotation, biological process: proteolysis. Lineage: Eukaryota; Apicomplexa; Conoidasida; Eucoccidiorida; Eimeriidae. The transcript has 2 exons. The record is from RefSeq and is a predicted model, not a curated record.
AUGCGACACUUGCAAAGGGUAGCGGCCCUGGCGGGCCUUGGUGUCGCCGUAUGGCCAAAGGAAUCUAGCGCAUGGUUGGCACCGAGCAGACGUCAUAAUGGAUCAGCAACCGGAAACUUUGAUGCUCCUAUAUCUAUGCUUGAAUCCCAGUGGGGUUCUCCUUAUACGGAGAUAGAAGUAUUGAAGUCUGCAGAUGCAUUAGAUUUCGUUUUUUCUCGUGUUCUUGGUGACACGGAUGCGGAUCUGUUGCCAGCAAUUGAAUAUGAAGAAAUGGCAAAACAGGAAGGAGGUCUAUCCCCUGAAGAUAAAGAAGCAUUUGCCUGCAAUCUUACAGGAUACACCAUGAAUGGUGAUACAGGAUUAUACCAAACAGUUCGUGGUUUAGAGGUGGAUACAGAUUGCCAACAGAUGUGUGGGCAAGUCCAAGGAUGUAUACUAGCUACAUUUGAUGGAUCAAAUUGUAAGAUGUAUUCCUCUGUAGGUACAAUAGAAGAAGGAAGAGGAUCAAUAGUUAUACAGGGGUGUGAUAAUUCAUGUUAUAGAAGAGGACAACGACAUAAAGGAGAAGGAAUUUCUUUAGGGAAAGCAUUAAAUCCUCAUGUAUGCCAAGCAAUAUGUAGAGGAAAAGAGGAUUGUAUUGGUUUUUCAUGGGAAAGAUCUACAUUAGAGUGUACAUCUUAUACAAAAGAAGAUGAUUAUACACCUUCUCGUGGUUAUGUUAGUGGUCCUCGUGAUUUAUGUACAUUAAAUACUAAACCUGCUAAUUAUGCAGGUAAUAUAAGUCUUGCUAAUUAUAGCGGUAAUGCAAAUAACGAUGUAGAGACAGCGAAUGUUGCAUCUGAGGAAUUAUGCAGACGUAUGUGCUUAUUAUCCCCUACAUGUAAUUGGGUAACUUAUAAUACAGCAGACUAUAAAUGUUACCAAAAAAGUGCUAAAGGAGUAAUAGUUAAGGCAAAAGAAGGAGAUAGAACAUCAUCAAGAUUAGCUGAUUCAAGUUGUUACCUAAAGGAUGUUAAAUAUACAGCAGAUCCUUAUACAACUAAUCAGAAAGAAUAUCUACAGGAAUGUGUGCAUGCAUGCUCUGUAGAUAAUAGAUGUAAUAGAUGGACAUAUAAUACACAAAAUAAAAAUUGCCAAUUAUUUGAUGGAGAAGGACCUUAUACUAGUGAUUAUAAUGCAUUAAAUACAUGGAGUGGUCCUUCUUCUGGUUGUGCAGCUGAGCCUAUCUAUCUAACACAGCCUGAUGCUCCUGCAUGCAGUAUUCGUGGUGUACGUUAUGGAGGAUUUCCUAUUAAUUCAGUAGUAAGUAAUAAUGCUAAUGAAUGCCAAUCUGCAUGCGAUUCAGCUACAGGAUGCGAAGCAUUUUCUUAUGAUUUUAUAGGAAAAGUAUGCUACUUUUAUAUUGCUAUUAAUGCACAGACUAAAAUACCUAAUUAUAAUUUUAUAUCUGGACCUAGACAAUGUGCAGGUUGCCAAGAAGGGGCUGUUGAAUAUAGUGGUGCAAUCAAGGAAAUCGCAUCAGGUGUCGAGACACCCGAGGAGUGCCAACUUAUAUGCCAAGCAACAGCUCAUUGUUCACGAUAUACUUUCCGUGGUAAUCGUUGCAGUCUAUUUAAUAGCCAAGCAACAUCAGAACCAAGCCCCAUGGCAAUUAGUGGUCCUCGUUAUUGUACAGGUGCAUGCGAUUUAAAUGGAUAUUUUGCUCCAAUGAAGGAUUAUGGUUAUAUGCAACAAAGAGAAACAGAAACAAAAGAAGAAUGCCGUGCAUUAUGCAAGAAGGACCCAAAAUGCAGUAACUUUACCCAUUGGGAGGAUAAGAGAUGCUAUCUUAAGGAUGAUGAAUCAUUACGUCAUGUUGGUGUACCUAAGGAAAGUGCAUCAACAGGUUUCUUAUCCUGUGGUAGCUGUCUUGCAGAGGGUGUAGGUAUAAAGGUAGAUAAUACGAAUUUAUUAUGGAGAUUAGAGGCAUAUAAUGGAGAAGAAUGCCGAUGGAGGUGCGACAUAAUGAGUUCUUGUGCAAGAUUUGUAUAUAAUGUAUUAACAAGAGAAUGUACAUUAUUAAAAGGAGAUGCAACAAAGACGAAUUCUUCUGAAUUAAUUUCUGGUCCUUCUCGUUGUACAGUAGAUAAUUCAUGUUAUAUAAAUAAUAGAAUAAUAGAGGGAGGAGAAAAGAUAAAAAGUGCAGAAACAAAUACAGCAGAAGCAUGUCAAGAAUUAUGUAUAAGAAAUGCUAAAUGUACACAUUUCUCUUAUAAUAAUAAUAAUAAUAAUGGUCAAUGUACCUUAUUAGCAGGUAAAUUAACAACAAGAGAAGAAGAAGGAAUAAUAUCUGGUCCUAAGAAAUGUUUUGCAUUAAAAUCUUUAUGUAAUGAGAAUUCAAUUACUUAUGAAGGAGGAGAGAUAAAUAAUUCAGCUGUAGAUACAGUAGAAGAAUGCCAAAAAGUUUGCGAACUUAAAUCUAAAAUUAAGGAAAUAAAAGAGGAUACAAAUGCUGUAUCCGGACCAAGAAGGUGCUAA